GAACAAGAUAAAAAUGAGAAAAAAGGAUCAAAAAGAAAAAGUGACCGAAUGGAAUCUACUGACACCAAGCGACAAAAGCCUUCUGCCCAUUCAAGACAGUUGAUUUCUAAGCCACUAAGUUCAUCUGUUAGCAACAAUAAAAGAAUAGUUAGCACAAAAGGAAAGUCGGUCACAGAUUAUAAAAAUGAGGAAUAUCAAAGAUCUGAAAGAAACAAGCGUCUAGAUGCUGAUCGGAAAAUUCGUCUAUCGAGCAGUUCCUCUAGAGAACCUUAUAAGAGUCAACCUGAAAAAACUUGUCCUCGGAAAAGGGAUCCUGAACGAAGGACCAAAUCUCCUACACCAGAUGGUUCUGAGAGAAUUGGGCUUGAAGUUGAUAGACGUGCAAGCAGAUCCAGCCAGUCUUCAAAGGAAGAAGUGAACUCUGAAGAAUAUGGCUCUGACCAUGAGACUGGUAGCAGUGGUUCUUCUGAUGAGCAAGGCAACAACACUGAGAAUGAGGAGGAAGGAGUGGAAGAAGAUGGGGAGGAAGAUGAAGAGGUAGAAGAUGAUGCAGAAGAAGAUGAGGAAGUAGAUGAAGAUGCAGAGGAGGAGGAAGAGGAAGAGGAGGAGGAGGAAGAGGAGGAGGAGGAAGAGGAAGAGGAAUAUGAACAGGAUGAAAGAGACCAGAAGGAGGAGGGAAAUGAUUAUGACACACGAAGUGAGGCCAGUGAUUCUGGUUCUGAGUCUGUUUCCUUCACAGAUGGAUCUGUCAGAUCUGGUUCAGGAACGGAUGGAUCAGGUUCCUGGCCACAGAACCACGCAGGGAAGAGUACGGAGAUGGUGAAAGCUAGAAUGUCUGUAAGCCGGUCACAAGGGAGUGCGUCCCCUGGAGAGAUUGGGCUGCAGGGUGUGUGGUCCAUAUUACCUGUAAAUGAGAAGAAAUUAAAUCUUGCUAUCAGAUCUGCAAGGAGUGUUAUCUUAAUAUUUUCUGUCAGAGAAAGUGGAAAAUUUCAAGGGUUUGCCAGACUGUCUUCAGAGUCACAUCAUGGUGGAUCACCUAUACACUGGGUACUUCCAGCAGGAAUGAGUGCUAAAAUGCUUGGAGGUGUCUUUAAAAUUGACUGGAUUUGCAGGCGUGAAUUACCCUUCACUAAGUCAGCUCAUCUGACCAAUCCUUGGAAUGAACAUAAGCCAGUAAAGAUUGGACGUGAUGGACAGGCUUGUUUAAUUUUUAGGCACAUAUUUAAAUCAACUGUUUUAGAGACCUUUAUUAAAGGAUGUUUUAAAAUAGUUUCUGAAAGAUAUGGCAACUAUUUUGGGGAAUUCCUGUUUUCUGUAAUUAUGCCUGACUAG
This is a messenger RNA of Nannospalax galili (Upper Galilee mountains blind mole rat), 1332 nucleotides long. Its product is annotated as YTH domain-containing protein 1-like. Gene Ontology annotation, biological process: regulation of alternative mRNA splicing, via spliceosome; mRNA splicing, via spliceosome. Gene Ontology annotation, cellular component: nucleoplasm. The record is from RefSeq and is a predicted model, not a curated record. Gene Ontology annotation, molecular function: N6-methyladenosine-containing RNA reader activity; mRNA binding. The transcript has 7 exons. Lineage: Eukaryota; Metazoa; Chordata; Mammalia; Rodentia; Spalacidae. The annotation marks the transcript as partial.